UCUUCAGUUUUUUCUGGGAUACCUUUACUUUCUGUGCAACCUUCUCUUCUGGUUUGAAAUAGUUUGUUCCUUUUCAGUGAGGAUCCUCUGGAUGGGGCAGGGAGGUCAGGUGUGGGUUAAUCCAGAUGUCUGUAAGGACAGCGGUGCACCUUGGGUGCUCUGUUCCAUGGAUAUGUUCAAAGACCGAGAAUCUACAUCUAAAUCCUUGAGUUCAGUGUCACUCUCUGCAUUUUUUAGCAGGUGCAACAAAAAUUCAGCAUUCUUUUUGGGCCACCGACCCUGUGUCCAGCCCUGUUUGGCCUGCACACUCCUCCCAAUUCCACCAUUGUAACUCCGGAAUGGCGCACAUCGCUUCUUUAAAGUAACGCCUUGCACGGGCUUGGUGGCUUUUCGGAUAUGUACCCUUGAUGGCCUCUGUGGUUUCAUGAAUCUUCUUAAAGUGAACAUGAAGAUCUGAACCUCUUGAUUUUGUGGGGCUUUCAGGGUCAAGAGAGUAGGGAACCAUUUUCACAGAUCAUCUCAGGCCACUGAGAGGAGGAGCUGUUGCUUGGUCUUCAUGGUCACGGGUGAGAGUGCACAGUUCCAGGUGGGGAAGCUGAGCUAGCUCUGGUCUGGAUUUGGUUAUCAGCCCCCAGGGCUGUCUUCCUCUUAUCAAGUACCAGACACUUCCCAUUUGACCUAGAUGAAGUGUUCUUUCUUCAGCCUGGAGGAAAGGGGGCGGGGGGGGGCCCUAGCUCAAGGGGCAGCUCCCAGCUUCUCCCUCCCGUCUUGAGAGCAGAUGCCUGACCCACCCGGAAAGGUUUUCCAUUUCAUCCUUAUGGGAGUUGGUGAGAGGAAGAAGAGUGAGCCACGUGCCAUUGCCCUUGACUCCCCAACCUGGGUGCAAACUUGGUGGCCCCAUCUCUCCUGCCUCCAUCUGCUCCUUCUGGACUUUCCUUCUACCAGUUUCUAGGGGAGCUUCUUUCGACUCUUCUACCCCUGCCAAGAGUCAAAGGAAACUGUGGAGCAGCCCCUGUGGAUCCCCCGCCCUGAGUACUGCGCUGGCCUGGCCGAUUACCUGAGGUUGAAUAAGCGCUGGGUGGGGUUGCUGUUCAACCUGGCUAUGGGAUCUUGCCGCCUGCCUGUUAGCUGGAACGGCCCCUUUAAGACGAAGGACUCUGGAUACCCCUUGAUCAUAUUUUCCCAUGGCCUUGGAGCCUUCAGGACGUUGUAUUCAGCCUUCUGUAUGGAGCUGGCCUCCCGUGGCUUUGUGGUUGCUGUGCUAGAGCACAGAGACCAGUCAGCUUCGGCUACCUAUUUCUGCAAGCAGGUCCCAGAGGAGAAUCAGCCCACCAAUGAGUCACUAGAGGAGGAAUGGAUCCCCUACCUUCAAAUUGAGGAAGGGGAGAAGGAAUUCCAUGUUCGGAAUCCCCAGGUGCAUCAGCGCGUAGGAGAGUGUGUGCAGGUAUUGAGGAUCAUGCAGGAAGUCACUGCUGGGAGGACUGUCCUCAACAUCUUGCCUGGAGGGUUGGAUCUGAUGACCUUGAAGGGCAGCAUUGACUUGAGCCGCGUGGCUGUGAUGGGACAUUCAUUUGGAGGGGCCACAGCUGUUCUGGCUUUGGCCAAGGAAGCCCAGUUUCGAUGUGCUGUGGCCUUGGAUGCUUGGAUGUUUCCUCUGGAGCGUGACUUUUACCCCAAGGCCCGGGGCCCUGUGUUCUUUAUCAAUGCCGAGAAAUUCCAGACAGUGGAGAGCGUCAACUUGAUGAAGAAGGUUUGCACCCAGCACAAGCAGUCCAGGAUCAUAACUGUCCUUGGUUCUGUUCAUCGGAGUCAAACGGACUUUGCUUUUGUGACGGGCAACUUGCUUGUGAAAUUCUUAUCCACCCAAAUCCGUGGGAGCUUGGACCCCUAUCAAGGUCAAGAGAUUAUGGUGCGGGCCAUGCUGGCCUUCCUGCAGAGGCAUCUUGACCUGAAAGAGAACUAUGAUCAAUGGAACGACCUCAUCGAAGGCAUUGGACCGUCCCUCAUCCCGGGGGCUCCACACCAUCUGUCUAGUCUGUAGGCUCAACUGGCCAUUUGUAAAAGGUCACUCGAGCUGAGCUUCCCGGGGCCACCCAUAGCCUGUCGGGAGGGGUCCACAGGACUCUCUUUCACUGGCUGAGGGGGUUAAUCACCCUGCUGAUUGGAUAGCUGGGUUCUUUGAUCUUGGACUUGUUGAUCUUAAACUCACAUUGUGACAGGGAUCAUUAA
Molecule: messenger RNA, 2229 nt
Organism: Ictidomys tridecemlineatus (thirteen-lined ground squirrel)
Lineage: Eukaryota; Metazoa; Chordata; Mammalia; Rodentia; Sciuridae
Gene: Pafah2
Product: platelet activating factor acetylhydrolase 2
Molecular function (GO): 1-alkyl-2-acetylglycerophosphocholine esterase activity
Source: RefSeq, a predicted model, not a curated record